GUUGUUUCUUUUUUUUUUUUUUAUUCUUCUGGGAAAAUCUUUACCAUCCGUUUGGUUUUUGAGAAAGAGGGAGGGAAAAAAGAACAGAAAAUAAGGAAGGUUUUGAAUUAUUUUUUUGGGGUUUAUGGAGAAUCGAAAUACCCAACUCAAUUGGUUGAGUUAUAGUGUAUGUUUGGAGUCCCAGAUUUGGUCAGCAACUAAACACAUAAAAAUCGAAUCUUAAAUCAAUGGAUUUAGUAGUGCCUGCUGGUGUAAUAUUUUCAUCUGACGUAUGUUUACCGAAGAUUCUAGUUAUUUGCUAUGCUGUAGAGGAUGAUGAUCGAGUGAAGAGGUUUGAUUUGGAAUGGGGUUCCAUAUCCAUAAUGUAUUCGGAAUGGGGUUCCAUAAUAAAAUUUGUAUACAAUUGAUUGUGUUUUUAUGCGAAGAGGUUUGAGUUGUAUGUGUUUGGUAGUGAAUUUACAAUUUAGGCAUAUAUCAACUGCUCGUCUUGGAAUCAUAGAAAGCUGAAUUGAUGCAAACAGAUCGAAAAUGGGUGAUUUGUUACCCCACAAACAUGUGUUGAUUUCUGUUCUUUCAGGGAAAUUUGAAGAGUCCUAGUUCUGCUUGUUCAGGGUAAUUAUAUUCCUCAUGGUGGAUUGAUGUGUGGGUUUCUUUCUGAGAAAGGAUUUGUCACAAUUCAUAUCCAUUUCAAUUAGGUAGAUCCAAUAAACACAACUGGUGAACUUCUCAGUACGAUGAAUACCGAUCCCCUGAGUAACACAUCAUUGAACUGAAUGAUUUGGAAAUGGUGUUGCAUGGACACAUAACUUGCCUAUAUUUUUAUGCAAAGUGGAUUCUCCAAUUUUAUUGGGAUUUGCCUAUUGAACAUGAGCCAUGGAAUCCCUAGAUAGAUGUGUGAAUGAAUACCUAUUUAUAACAUGCGUAUCUACUCUCCAUUAACAAAUUAUGAUAUGUUCAAGGACACAUAUGGAUGUGUGCCAACACAUAUAUCAGAUAGGCUCAGGACAAGAUGAUGUAUUGUUGUAAAUCUAUCAUAAUUAUAAGAUAUCGCAUCUUCCCAGAAAACUUGGAAAUUUAGUUAUACUUAAAUAUAGGAGAAUCUUAAAAGCUACCUCCUUCCUGCCUAUAAAAUAAAUACAUGAACCACUACUUGUAUCCUUGCUUUGCGGUAUGCUUUGCUGACUUAAUGAAAAUGAGUAAGUGCUGCUUAUUGUCAUGGUGAAGGGGUUGAUUGAUCCAUGGUAGCUGCUGUUAGACUGUCAUCCCAUAAAGCCAUCACACUUGUUCAUUGCUCAUGAGAAUUUCAUGUCCAAAUCCAUAACAAAAUUGAUUAAGGAUAUGGGUUUGUGGACUCUACUGGAGGGCUGUCUGCUCAUUGCAAAUGCAUUGGCAAUAUUAAAUGAAGACCGAUUCCUGGCACCUAGAGGGUGGAGUUUCUCAGAAGUCUCAGGGGGCAGAACAAAGUCAUUUAAGGGGCAGCUUAUAGGUCUCAUAUACGCAACCCAGUACUUACGAGUUCCUCUGAUACUACUGAACUCCAUUUGCAUCAUCAUAAAGUUGGUGUCUGGGUGAUGUUGUUGCAGCAUUCCAUAGGGGUCCACCAGAUUGAUGGGCAUCUGCUUAACACAUCUUUUUGGCAGAUCAGAAGCAGUUGGUUCAGAACAUUGGGGAAUUCCUUUGCCAGAAAUGCCUUCUACAGUAGGCAGCCAUUAUAAGUUUGUUUUCAUAGCUGUAACAACUUAUUUGGGGUGUGAACUUUGUUGAUUUGGUUGUUAGUUUUUGUGCCAUUGAGACAACUUUUGCACCCUAUGAAUUGCAAGUGAGUUUGUUGAGGUAUCACUAUUCUGCUUCUUGCCUCAAUUUGUCCACAUUUAUUCAUCCAUUGGUUCAUCUACUUUGUUGAGGUAUGAAGCCUUAUGUAUUGGCCUUUUGUAUUGUUAAUUUCACUUUUGUACCUAACUGUGAUUAAAAAUUUAGAUAUAGCAUUAUCAUGGUAUUGAUUACCUAAAGUUUUCACUUC
Vitis riparia (riverbank grape) is the source of this 2020-nucleotide messenger RNA. Its product is annotated as immediate early response 3-interacting protein 1-like. The transcript has 3 exons. Bases 1306 to 1572 code for a protein of 88 amino acids. Gene Ontology annotation, biological process: endoplasmic reticulum to Golgi vesicle-mediated transport. Gene Ontology annotation, cellular component: Golgi membrane; endoplasmic reticulum membrane; COPII-coated ER to Golgi transport vesicle. The record is from RefSeq and is a predicted model, not a curated record. NCBI's taxonomy places the organism in Eukaryota, Viridiplantae, Streptophyta, Magnoliopsida, Vitales, Vitaceae.